This is a messenger RNA of Callithrix jacchus (white-tufted-ear marmoset), 240 nucleotides long. RefSeq names its product beta-defensin 130B. The record is from RefSeq and is a predicted model, not a curated record. Gene Ontology annotation, molecular function: CCR6 chemokine receptor binding; chemoattractant activity. NCBI's taxonomy places the organism in Eukaryota, Metazoa, Chordata, Mammalia, Primates, Cebidae. Gene Ontology annotation, biological process: defense response to bacterium; cell chemotaxis.
AUGAAACUCCAUUCCCUUAUUUCUGUUCUCCUCCUCUUUGUGACUUUAAUACCAAAAGGAAAGACUGGCGUUAUUCCAGGACAGAAACAGUGUAUUGUUUUGAAAGGGGUGUGCAGAGACCACGGAUGCAGCACACUAGAUGACACCAUUGGUGUAUGUAGCGACGAGAAAAAAUGCUGUAGAAGGUGGUGGAUACUUGAGCCCUAUCCAACUCCGGUUCCCAAAGGAAAAUCUCCUUAG